AUGAUACAAGGCAUCCAUGCGAACGAACAAUUGCUGCAACACCAGCAAUCAGCAGCCGAACCAGCAGUCCAAUGGCAGCAACCACCUCCGAGAUUCAUGAAAUGUAAUGUUGACGCAAGCUUUUAUGACACGUCUGAAGCAACCAGACGUGGAUGGUGUUUACAUGACUACCGAGGACGAUUUAUACUUGCCGGAACUAAUCUCAUGCAUACCAAACUCAACAGUUUGGAAGGUGAAGCCAUGACAAUUAAAGAAGCAAUAGAAGAAAUGAUGCAAAGAGGUUUAUCCUACGUUAUCUUUGAAAGGGACUCAAAAGUAGCAGUUGAUGCUAUUCAUUCUAGGCAUGAUGGAUUAUCCGAGUUUAACAUUUUAAUUUCUCAUAUUAAGAAUUUACUUAUGUCGAAUAACAACGAGGUCAAGUUUGUAAGCGACAAACGAAUAGGGUUGCUCACUCCUUAG
Molecule: messenger RNA, 459 nt
Organism: Trifolium pratense (red clover)
Lineage: Eukaryota; Viridiplantae; Streptophyta; Magnoliopsida; Fabales; Fabaceae
Exons: 1
Coding region: 1-459 (152 amino acids)
Molecular function (GO): RNA-DNA hybrid ribonuclease activity; nucleic acid binding
Source: RefSeq, a predicted model, not a curated record